AUGAACAGUCUUCGUUACCUCCCCACUUGCAUAGAGUCGAAGCCUUUCUGCCGGCGGUACUAUCCGCUGACGCGAGCAGCAGCUGCUGUCACUGACAGAGGUGGCGCUUCUCCGAGUCGUCCAGAUGCGUGCGCCGCCACCUCUGAGGCUCUCGCCAACUCUGCCGUGGGUUCUGCCGUUUCUGCAGUCGCUUCCGCUUCAGGUGGCGCGCAAACCACCUAUGGCCCCGUCCCCUCGCACGUGCGCGCGACGUGCGCCCUUUGCGCGCGUACCGCCGCGGUGCGCUGCGCCGCCGACCGUGCGGACCUCUGCGUGGACUGCGACGCGGCCGUGCAUUCCGCCAACCUCAUCUUCCGCCGCCACGCGCGCUUCGUCCUCUGUGCGCGCUGCGCCGCGCCGACCAACUGCCUCUGGCCGCCCCCGGCGGGUGGCGCGAACAACGCUCUUCCGCCGCGCGCAGUUUGCGGAGCAUGUCUUCCGCUUCCCCCUGACGAGACACUCCCAAAACGCCAGAAAUUCGACGCGUCCGCCGCAUUGCUACCCCCGGGACUUGCGGGCUCAAGCGGACUCAAUAAUCUCCUUUUUCACCCGUUCUCGGUGCAGCAGCAGCAGCAGCAGAAACAGCCGGAGAAGCAGCCGCCGCUUCUUACCGUGCCAUCUUCUUUCACCGGCGGUCCGCGAAGCCUGACGGCGGUAACCAGGAGCCAGAUUGAAGCGGCGUUUCCGCUGCUGAACGCGCUUUCGCGGUCCAACGACGACAUCUCCGCCGUGACGGACCAAGUUCCGCUCCCCAACUCCGCCUCCUGCAGCUCCCUCACUGGCGAUGUCCCCCCGCGAUCCCCCCCGACUCCGCGGACGCUCCAGCUCUUCCCCGAGUCAGCCGAGAGCGCAACCGCGCGUCAAGCGCACCAGUUCGCGCAAUGCGGGGAGAAGACGUCGCCUCCGGAUACCUGCGACAACGGCUUCUCGCGACAGCCGCAGGCGGCGGCGGUGGCAGAAUGUGCUACGGCGGACGCGCAAAGUCCUCUGGGACUCCUGGCGGACGUCGCGGGAGCGGAUGUCGCCGCUGACGGGGGCCCGGCGGAAGCGGCGGAGUGGAAGCAAUUACCAGAGCUCGCUCUCCGCUUGCCCGGGCCCCCCACCCCAACGGCGGAGGCACAUGCGCCUGCGGGAGCCGUGGAGCAGGCGGACGGGUAUUUCCACCUCUCUCCGCGCAGUAACUUGCGCCAUCAGGCCGCGGACCGCCUGCGCCGCAUCCUCUGCUCGUGGUGCGCGAAGCUGGCGCUGCGCGGGCGGCGCGUCGUCGAUCUCGCGUUGCACGUGCUUCAGCGCGCGCUUCGGGACCUGCCGCUCGGAUCCGUCGAUAGCAACGCGCUGCGCGUGCUGCUCGCAGCGUGUCUGUGGACGGCAGCGAAGCUCGACGGCGGCCGGCAGAAGGAUGUUCCCAAUGCCGCCGCGAUGUCUGCCGUCUCACUGGUGGAGGUGGGCGUGCUACAGGCGGCGGAGUUACAGCUAAUGAAAAUGAUGAACUGGAAACCUCUGGAAGGAUUUGAGGCAUGA
Molecule: messenger RNA, 1560 nt
Organism: Closterium sp. Yama58-4
Lineage: Eukaryota; Viridiplantae; Streptophyta; Zygnematophyceae; Desmidiales; Closteriaceae
Source: the annotation of a GenBank genome assembly